This is a messenger RNA of Alternaria rosae, 2341 nucleotides long. RefSeq lists its product as uncharacterized. Lineage: Eukaryota; Fungi; Ascomycota; Dothideomycetes; Pleosporales; Pleosporaceae. The record is from RefSeq and is a predicted model, not a curated record. Bases 323 to 2143 code for a protein of 606 amino acids. The transcript is spliced from 2 exons.
ACCUGCAGAUGCGGACGAUUGCCAUAUCGACAGGAGGCCUCGCAGUUCAGCAUAGGAAAACUGCUCGCCUAGUCUGCUACUGAUUAUUAGUUCUUUCUCAAGCUCCGUCCAUCUUCAUUGCAAAUUGAAUCGAUAAUCGCCGGUAAUGAUUUCAUCACCCGUCACCGGACACUACUAGCUGGCACCACGGGUACGUCGGAACAUUCACAGCACAUAUAGCUUGGGAGCAGCCACAAAGGGUCUAGGUAUCCUGUGGCUUUGAGUCCUUCUUUGCUUCUUCCCCCAGAUCUUUUCAAGACCGACCUUUCCGUCAGACCUUAUCAUGUCAGAGCUACACGAAGCGCUCGCGUGCCUCCGGCCGAAAGAGUUCAGCGACGUCCCUACCGACAACCUCGAAGCAUUCUUACCCGACAUACUGGCAAAAGCAGAACUGAUUGCCAACUCUGUGCCUCCACCACCCAAUGGAACGCCUUAUGAGUCCUCACAACGAACCCGAACCGAGCAAGAACCUGCAACGGGCUCCAAGGACCUCACAAUUUCCAAAGUACGACGGCCACCACCUGCGCCAGAGCAUGAGGAGCUACAAAAGUCAUGGGGCAAGCCCGUGAAGCUAGGAAACAAUGACGCCGCUACGGGCAUGAGCGUAUACAAGAUGGCCGGAAAGGACAGGCACGGAGCCUGGUUCUCACGCUCGAGCGUACACGAAGGCCUCGGGUUCGAGAAGUGGAAGCGCGCCAUGAAGAGGGAGUUCCCGGAGAGUCUGGAAGUCCAGGGUGGCCCCGGCGAGGGCAACAUACGAGGCAUUGGAGGCGACCAGCGGCUGGAGGAUAUGACAGUCGACGGCGUGGGCCAGCUGCAAGUCUAUCAGCUAUCCGCGCAAUUUCCUGGCCCAACCUCGCCGCGAGAGUUCAUCACCCUACUCAUUACCUCGGAUACAUGUCUUACCGAUGCUUCCAAAGUCGCCAACUCAACACCGCGACACUUCAUGGUCGUUUCCAUACCCUGUUCACAUCCCGAUGCGCCGCCGCGAAGCAACAUGGUGCGAGGCUUCUACGAAUCGAUUGAGAUGAUCAGGGAAAUACCCAUGGGCGACGGCGACGCAGAGACCAAUCCUAUCGAAUGGAUAAUGGUCACCCGCAGUGAUCCCGGUGGUGGCAUACCUCGAUUCAUGGUCGAGCGCAAUGUGCCUAGCAGUAUAGUCCAGGACGCGGUCAAAUUCCUCGACUGGGCCUGUGCAAAAGACGAUGACGUAGAGGCAGAUGUGGUGGCAGGCAAGGACGACUCCGUGCAGACACCUAAAGCGCACGACGUCGGGCGGACGUUCUCCGCAGCUGAGACCAACGGCAUGGGCGCCGGCGUAGGAACCAGCAUAGUAGACAAGACUGGAGAGGCUGGCAGCCACUACAGCCUCCAACGCACAAGAUCUGAUAGCUCCUCAAGCUCGUCGUCUUCCGGUGAUUCAUUCGCCUCUGCAGAACAGUUCACUACUACCCGCGAAGGACUUCCGAUCGACCGAGAGAUUCCGACACCAUCAACCUCGUCGCAGCAGUCCCUACCGUUAACAGAAGACAGCCCGCAUCACAAGGGCCUACAAAAGAUUGAAGAAAAGAAGGAACAGCUGAAGUCGAAACUUGAGCAAGCGCGCGAAAAGCAGGAGUCGGGGCUACAAGCUGAAAGCCAGAAGACGAAUGCGGACAUGCAAAAAGCGAAUGAGAAGCACGAGAGGGAGAAGAAGAAGCAGAAAGACAAGUACGAGAAGGAGAUGCGUAAACUCGAAGAGCGUCGCGAGAAGGAGACACGGAAACUACUCCUCCGCCAACAGAAGGAAGCAGAUAAGAAUCAGCUUGCCAAAGCACAACGCGAGCGGGACGAGUAUAAGCAGCGCGUGGAAAUACUGGAGCAGGAGAACAAGUUGCUUAAGGAACAGAUUGGUGACCUGCAACACGAGAACACGACGCUCGUAUCUCGUUUGGGAAAGACUGCGGAAGGCAUUGAGAUCUUGAGGUCGAUCAAGGAAGGAGAUAAGGGUAGGAUGAGGGCAAGCUCAAGAACGAGCGUGAGCUCCGGGAUGAGCGGAACGAGGAGCAAAGGUUCGAGUGCUUCGUCAAACACGCUGCCUAGGGCUGGUACAACCAACUUUUGAGCCCGAGUAUGGGUAACAGGCGCUGCUGCCUUUUCUUUUCUUCCCUUUAUCUUUCCUAUGAAGUACUAUUAGCGAGUAAGCAAGGCGUAGUUCAAAUGCGGGCUAUGGAUUUCCAGAGGCAGCACCAAAAUCGACACAAAUAAUUGUCAAGUAGCGAACUCGAAUGAGGAAUCAAACAAUGAGUUGAUGUAAGUUGAA